Messenger RNA from Fusarium poae, 744 nucleotides. RefSeq lists its product as uncharacterized. The transcript is spliced from 3 exons. The coding region runs from base 1 to 744 and encodes 247 amino acids. NCBI's taxonomy places the organism in Eukaryota, Fungi, Ascomycota, Sordariomycetes, Hypocreales, Nectriaceae. The record is from RefSeq and is a predicted model, not a curated record.
AUGUCCGAAAACACAGAUCAACUCAAUCUGGCUCUUGACACAGUCCAGAAACUGCUUUCUGGUCUCCCUACUGACUACUGUAUCGCAAAGCUGGAUGCUGUCAUACAGCGCCUAUCCCAAAGCUGGGCGUUUGCUAAGCUUCAUCGUGACUGGCAGCUGGGUUCCUCAGAAGGCAUCAAAUCCUGCCAGUUAAGAAAGCAAGUGGGCCACUAUUUCAAAAGCGUGUAUAGCCCAGCAGCGCGGAAUACGAAAACUAUUGCUGAAAAAAAGUCGCGUGAGGCCCUCGCAGCCCUCAGUAUCAGAGCGCACCUGAUAAACAGUGCGUCAUAUACUGUCGGGAAAACUAAAGAACUUCAUCCUGACAUCAUUAAACAAAUGACCCAGGAUCACCUCAUUGAAAAAUUUAUGGUUGUGAUAUGGAGUGGCAGCUUCAUGAAAAUGACGCGCCGUGUCAUUUUGGACUUAGGAAUAAGGGAAUUGACAAUAGCCUUCAUCUCCAUCGACACUCAGCAAAAAGACAUAUCGCAGACGUCGCCAGUUGAAGAACUAUCGUGUGUGGAACCCAUUCAGACAUUUCAAGGUCACGAGGCGAACAAGCGUAAUUGGAGCGAAAGACAAAGAAGCGAAGAAAACAUCUCCCCAACCGAGACUGCCACACAAAAGCGGAGGAGAACCGAAGGUUACACGGAAUUUGUCACCAAAUUACCUUCGAAUCUAUACAGGAGUACUGGGACAACGGCUUGA